This is a messenger RNA of Ochotona princeps (American pika), 19255 nucleotides long. RefSeq names its product adhesion G protein-coupled receptor V1 (gene ADGRV1). The transcript has 90 exons. Gene Ontology annotation, molecular function: G protein-coupled receptor activity. Lineage: Eukaryota; Metazoa; Chordata; Mammalia; Lagomorpha; Ochotonidae. Gene Ontology annotation, cellular component: membrane. Gene Ontology annotation, biological process: cell communication; cell surface receptor signaling pathway; negative regulation of adenylate cyclase activity. The record is from RefSeq and is a predicted model, not a curated record. Bases 1 to 18987 code for a protein of 6328 amino acids.
AUGGAUUAUUUGUGUGGCGCGGUUGGGAGUUACCACAGUGUCGUUCGAGGGACCGGUGGCACAUCUGUGUUGGGACUUAGCACAGUCAUAAGCAUGAAUCUUAAACUUGGGAUGCCCUCUGCAUCUUUAUUAGUAAAUCUUCUUUCAGCUUUGUUUAUUCCCUCUGUGGUUGGAGAAACAGAAAUAAGAUUUGCGGGGCAAACAGAAUUCGCUGUUAAUGAAACGAGCACGACUGUUAUCCGUCUAGUCAUCGAGCGAAUAGGGAACCCAGCAAAUGUGACUGCAGUUGUAUCGCUGUAUGGAGAAGACACUGGUGACUUUUUUGACACAUAUGCUGCAGCUUUCAUUCCUGCUGGAGAAACGAACAGGACCGUGUAUGUAGCAGUCUGUGAUGAUGACUUACCAGAGCCCGAUGAAACCUUUGUUUUUCACUUAACAUUGCAGAAACCUCCAGCAGAUGUGAAACUUGGAUGGCCAAGGAGUGUUUCUGUGAAAAUAUUAUCAAAUGACAAUGCAUUUGGGAUUAUUUCAUUUAAUAUGCCUUCCUCCAUCGUGGUAAGUGAACCCCGGGACAGGGAGGAGCCUGUGUCGGUCACUCUCAUCAGGGAAAAGGGAACCUAUGGAAUGGUCACUGUGACUUUUGAGGUGGAAGGUGGCCCAAACCUUCCUGAAGAAGACUUGAGUCCAGUGAGAGGAAAUAUUGCCUUCCCGCCUGGGGAAGCCACUGUACUUCUUACCUUGAUGGUCUUUGAUGAUCAGGUACCAGAAAAUGAUGAGGUAUUUUUCAUUCAGCUGAAAAGUGUAGAAGGAGGAGCUGAGAUCAACACCUCUAGGAAUUCAGUUGAAAUCAUUAUUGAGAAAAAUGACAGCCCUGUGAGAUUCCUUCAGAGUGUUUACCUGGUGCCUGAGGAAGACCACAUCCUGGUCAUCCCAGUGGCUCGUGGGAAGGACAACAGUGGAAACCUGAUCGGGUCUGAUGAGGAAGAAGUUUGCAUCAGUUAUGCGAUUGUAACUGGGAAUUCCACAGCAUAUGCCAAUCAGAAUGUGGACUUUAUUGAUCUGCAGCCAGACACAAUUAUUGUUUUUCCACCUUUGAUUCAUGAAUCCUAUCUGAAAUUUCAAAUAGUUGAUGACACUAUUCCAGAGAUUGCAGAAUCAUUUCACAUUAUGUUACUAAGGGAUACUUUACAGGGAAAUGCAGUGCUCACAGCCCCUUCUGUUCUACAAGUCACAAUUAAGGCAAAUGACAAACCUUACGGAGUUCUUUCGUUCAACAGCAACUUGUAUGAAAGGCCAGUUAUAAUUGAUGAGGAUACAACAUCAAGAUUUGAAGACAUAACGGUGGUUAGAAAUGGUGGCACCCAUGGGAAUGUUUCUGUGAGCUGGGUGCUGACACGAAACAGCAGCGAUCCCUCCUUGGUGUCGGCUGACAUUAGCCCAAGUUCUGGAGUUCUCCAUUUUGCACAAGGGCAGCUGCUAGCAUCAAUUCCUCUAACUGUUGUAGAUGAUGAUCUUCCGGAAGAGGCAGAGGCUUACCUGCUUCAGAUUCUGCCUCACACAAUACAAGGAGGUGCCGAAGUGAGCGAACCAGCUGAGCUCUUGUUCUACAUCCAGGAUAGUGAUGAUGUUUAUGGCCUCAUAGCAUUUUUGCCUAUGGAAAACCAGAAAAUUGAAAGCAGCCCAGGGGAACGACAUUUAUCCUUGAGUUUUGCAAGACUGGGAGGAAGGAAAGGAGAUGUGAGACUGCUUUAUUCUGCGCUUUACAUACCUGCUGGGGUCCUGGACCCCUCUCGAGCCAAAGAUGGUAUCUUAAAUGUCUCCAGAAGCAGCAGCCUUCUGUUCCCAGAACAAAAAACACACGUCACUACCAAAAUUCAGAUACGAAAUGAUGCAUUCCUUCAGAAUGGGGCCCAUUUCGUCAUCCAGUUGGAAACUGUAGGAUUGGUGAACAUUGUUCCCCCAGUCCCAUCCAUCAGUCCUAGAUUUGGAGAAAUCCGAAAUAUUUCUCUCCUGGUCAGUCCAGCCAUUGCAAAUGGAGAAAUAGGUUUUAUUAGCAAUCUUCCGAUCAUUCUGCAUGAACCAGAAGAUUCUGCUGCAGAGGUGGUGCAUAUCCCCUUGCAUCGCGAUGGAACUGAUGGCCAGGCUACUGUCUACUGGAGUUUGAAACCCUCUGGUUUUAACUCAAAAGGUGUGAAUAAAGAUGAUAUAGGUCCCUUUAGUGGCUCUGUUUUGUUCUUAUCUGGCCAAAGUGACACGACCAUCAACAUUACCGUGAAAGGGGAUGACAUACCAGAGAUGGAUGAAAUGGUGACGCUUUCUUUAGACAGGGUUGACGUGGACAACCAAGUGCUGAAGUCGGGGUACACAAGCCGUGACCUAAUCAUUUUGGAGAACGAUGACCCAGGGGGAGUUUUUGAGUUUUCUCCUGCUUCUCGGGGACCCUAUGCUGUUAAGGAAGGGGAUUCUGUGGAGCUGCGCAUCACACGGGCCAGGGGCUCCCUGGUGAAGCAGUUCCUGCGCUACCACGUGGAGCCGAGGGACAGCAGCGAGUUCUACGGGAACAUGGGGGUGCUCGAGUUCGAGUCUGGGGAGCAGGAGAUCGUCAUCACCUUGCUGACAAGGCUGGAUGGCAUCCCGGAGUUGGAUGAACACUACUGGGUGGUCCUCAGUAGCCACGGUGAACGUGAAAGCAGACUGGGAAGCGCCACUGUAGUCAACAUUACGAUCCUGAAGAAUGACGAUCCUCAUGGGCUGAUAGAGUUUGCCUCCAAUAGCCUGGAAGCCACCAUAAAGGAGAGCAAAGGAGACACUGUCUCCAGCGCUGUUUAUCGUGUGGUAAGAAAUCGAGGCAACUUUGGGAACAUUAGUGUGUUGUGGAUUGUUAGUCCAGACUUCACACAAGACGUGUCUCCCGUGCAAGGAAUCGUUUUCUUUGGAGAACAGGAGUUUUGGAAAAAUAUCACCGUUUACUCCCUCCCAGAUGAGAUUCCAGAGGAAAUGGAGGAAUUUACCAUUAUCUUACUAAAUGCCACUGGAGGAGCUAAACUGGGCAAUGAAACAGCUGCUACUCUGAGGAUUCAAAGAAACGAUGACCCCAUUUAUUUUGCAGAACCUCGUGUGCUGAAGGUCCGGGAAGGUGAGCGUGCCAACUUCACUGUCUUGAGAAAUGGAUCCCUUGAUGUGGCCUGCACUUUUCAGUACGUUACCAGGGAUGGGAAGGCUACAGCAGGAGAGGGCGACUUUGUUCCUGUGGAAAAAGGAGAGGCCCUUUUUGAGGUGGGAGUCAGAGAGCAGUACCUGUCCAUAUUUGUUCAUGAAGACGGGAUCCCUGAAACAGACGAGCCGUUUUACAUUGUCCUCUUCAACUCCUCAGGUGACACAGUAGUGUAUCGGUAUGGAAUUGCUACAGUCAUAAUUGAAGCCAAUGAUGACCCCAAUGGUGUGUUCUCUCUGGAGCCCAUAGAUAAAGCAGUAGAAGAAGGAAAGACUAAUGCAUUUUGGAUUUUGAGGCACCGAGGACACUUUGGCAAUGUUUCCUUGGCUUGGCAGCUGUUUCACAAUGGUUCUGUUUUGCUCCCUGGACAAGAGUUCUAUGAAACGUCAGGGACCGUUAGCUUCAUGGAUGGUGAGGGAGCAAAACCAAUAGUUCUGCACGCUGUGCCAGACCAAAUUCCUGAGUUCAACGAGUUUUACGUUCUGAAGCUUGUCAACAUCUCAGGUGGGUCCCCGGAUGCUGGGGGCCAGGUAGCAGAGAGUAACCUUCAGGUGACGAUAAUGAUUCCAUUCAAUGAUGAUCCUUCUGGCGUUUUCAUCUUGGAUGCAGAGUGCUUACAGAGAGAAGUGGCAGAGGACGUUCUCUCCGAAGACGACAUGUCUUAUGUGGCCAGCUUCACCAUUUUGAGGCAACAGGGUGUGUUUGGUGAUGUGCGAGUAGGUUGGGAAAUCUUUUCCAGUGAGUUCCCUGCUGGCUUGCCACCAAUGAUUGACUUUUUGCUCGUUGGGCUUUUCCCCAGCACUGUGCACUCGCAACCACAUCUGCGGCGUCACCACAGUGGAACCCAUGCAUUGUAUUUCAGUGGACUGGCAGGUGCCUUUGGCACUGUUAAUCCAGAAUACCAUCCUUCCAGGAAUAGAACAAUCACCAACUUUACUUUUUCAGCUUGGGUGUUGCCUAAUGCCAACACAAAUGGGUUUGUUAUAGCCAAGGAUGAUGGUAAUGGAAGCCUCUACUAUGGUGUAAAAAUUCAAACAAAUGAGUCCCAUGUGACACUCUCCCUUCACUACAAAACUUUCGGUUCCAAUACUACAUAUAUUGCCAAAACAACAGUCAUGAAGUAUUUAGAAGAAAGUGUUUGGCUACACCUGCUAAUUAUCCUGGAUGAUGGCAUCAUUGAAUUCUACUUGGAUGGAAAUGCUGUGCCUAGGGGAAUCAGGAGUCUGAAAGGAGAAGCUAUUACUGAUGGUCCAGGAGUUCUGAGAAUUGGGGCAGGAGUGAAUGGCAGUGACAGGUUCACAGGACUGAUGCAGGAUGUCAGGGCCUAUGAACGGAAACUGACGUCACAGGAAAUGUAUGAACUGCAUGCCAAGCCGGCCAAGAGUGACCUGCACCCCAUUUCUGGAUAUCUGGAAUUCAGACAGGGAGAGACCAACAAAUCCUUCAUUGUUUCUGCACGAGAUGACAAUGAAGAGGAAGGAGAAGAAUCCUUUAUUCUCAGGCUGGUCUCUGCAUAUGGGGGAGCUCGCAUUUCUGAAGAAAAUGCUACAGCACGAUUAAUAAUCCAAAAAAGCGACAAUGCCAAUGGCUUAUUUGGUUUCACUGGAGCAUGUAUACCAGAGGUGGCAGAGGAGGGAUCCACGGUUUCCUGUGUGGUCGAGCGCACUAGGGGAGCCCUGGGCUACGUGUAUGUGUCUUAUACCAUCUCGCAGAUCGAAGCCAAUGGCAUGCCUUACCUUGUGGAUGAUUUUGCCAAUGCCAGUGGAACUAUUACAUUCCAUCCUUGGCAGAGAUCGGAGGUCCUGAAUAUACAUGUUCUUGAUGAUGAUACUCCUGAGCUGAAUGAGUAUUUUCGUGUGACUCUGAUUUCUGCAAUUCCGGGAGAUGGAUCAAUGGGUUCAACUCCCACCAGUGGUGCCAGUAUUGAUCCCGAAAAGGAGACUACGGAUGUCAUGGUCAAGGCCAGUGACCAGCCAUACGGGCUGCUGCAGUUCUCCACCGGGCAGCCACCUCAUCCUGAGGAUGCCAGGAGUCUGCCUGCCACCAGCGUACCACACGUCACCGUGCAAGAGGAGGACGGGCAGGUCAGACUACUGGUCGUCCGGGCACAAGGCCUCCUGGGGACUGUGUCUGUGGAAUUCAGGACUGUGUCAGAGACAGCAUCCAGUCCGGGGGAUUACCAGAGUGUUGCUGGUAUGUUAGAAUUUCAGCCAGGAGAAAGAUACAAGUACAUUUCUGUCAACAUCACUGACAAUUCUGUUCCUGAAUUGGAGAAGUCUUUUAAAGUUGAGUUGUUAAACUUGGAGGGAGGAGCCGAACGCUUUAGGGGUGAUGGCAGUGGUAGUGGUGAUGGGGACGUGGAAUUCUUUCUUCCAACUAUUCGGAAACUUGCCAGUCUAGGAGUGGCUUCACAAAUUCUAGUGACAAUUGCGGCCUCUGACCAUGCUCAUGGCGUGUUUGAAUUUAGUUCCGAGUCUCUCUUCAUUAGUGGAACUGAACCAGAAGAUGGACACAGCACUGUUACAUUAAAUGUGAUGAGAAGCCACGGAGCUCUGUCUCCGGUGACUUUGCAUUGGAGCAUAGACUCUGAUCCUGAUGCUGAUCUUGCCUUCACCUCUGGCAAUGUCACUUUUGACAUUGGGCAGAGAAGUGCCAAUAUCACUGUGGAGGUGCUGCCAGACGACGAGCCAGAGUUGGAUAAGGCAUUCUCUGUGUCUCUCAUCAGUGUCUCCAGUGGGUCCCUGGGAAGCCACACAAAUGCCACGCUCACAGUUUGGGCUAGUGAUGAUCCUUAUGGCGUCUUCGUCUUUUCAGAGGCAAACAGACCUAUGAAAGUUGAGGAAGCAACCCAGAAUGUCACCUUGUCUAUCAUCAGGUUGAAAGGUCACAUGGGGAAAGUCAGAGUUCGCUAUGCAACACUGGAUGAUACAGAAAAACCACCUUAUUCCUCACCUAACAUAGCCAGCGCAACUCAAGGAAAGGACUAUGUGUCGGCCUCUGGAUUUGCUCUUUUUGGAGCCAAUCAGAGUGAGGCAACUAUAAAUAUUCCAAUUUUGGAUGAUGAUGAGCCAGAAAGAUCAGAGUCCAUGUUCAUUCAGCUACUCAACGCUACAUUAGAAGAGCAAGUACAAGCUCGUACAAUUCCAAAUUCUCCAUGCAUUGGGCCUAAGGUGGAAGCCCUUGCCCAUGUGGUUAUCACUGCCAAUGAUGAUGCAUUUGGAAUCCUUCAACUCUCAGCACCAGCUGUUCGAGUGGCAGAAAGUCACGUGGGACCCAUUAUCAAUGUGACCAGAACAGGAGGAGCCUUUGCAGAUGUGUCUGUGAAGUUCAAAGCUGUGCCAAUCACUGCUGUGGCUGGUGAAGAUUAUAGUAUAGCUUCCUCAGAUGUGGUAUUGUUGGAAGGGGAAACUAGCAAAGUGGUGCCAAUAUAUAUCAUUAAUGACAUCUACCCUGAGCUCGAAGAGUCUUUGCUUGUGCAACUACUGAAUCAAACAACAGGAGGAGCCAAAUUAGGGGCCUUGACAGAGGCAGUCAUUAUUAUUGAGGCCUCUGAUGACCCCUAUGGGUUAUUUGAUUUUCAGAUUACUAAACUUACUGUAGAGGAGCCUGAGUUUAGCUCAGUGGAGGUAAACCUGCCAAUAAUUCGAAAUUCUGGGACACUCGGCACUGUUACUGUUCAGUGGGUUGCCACCAUUACUGGACAGCUUGCUACUGGCGACCUGCAAGUUGUCUCAGGUAAUGUGACCUUUGCCCCUGGGGAAACCAUUCAAACCUUGUUGUUAGAGGUCCUGGCGGACGACGUUCCGGAAAUCGAAGAGGUUAUCCAAGUGCAACUAACUGAUGCCUCUGGUGGAGGUACCAUUGGGUUAGAUCGAGUGGCAAAUAUUGUCAUUCCUGCCAAUGAUAAUCCUUAUGGUACGGUAGACUUUGUUCAAUCCAUUUAUCGUGUUCAAGAGCCUCUGGAAAGAAGUUCCUGUGCUAACAUAACUGUCAGGAGAAGAGGAGGGCACUUUGGUCAGCUGCUGCUGUUCUACAGUACUUUUGAUAUCGACGUAGUGGCUCUUGCAAUUGAAGAAGGUCAAGAUUUGCUGUCCUACUAUGAACCGCCGGUUCAAGGGGUGCCUGACCUGCUUGGGAGAACUUGGGUGAAUAUGUCUGCAGUGCAUGAGCCCCAGUACACCUGUGCCAUCCUCUGCCUCAAGGAGCCAGCUUGCUCAGCGUUUGCUUUCUCCAGUGCUCCUGAGGUCCCACAGUGCUUUUGGAUGACAUCAUGGACUAGCCCAUCUGCCAACAGUUCAGAUUUCUGGACUUUCAGGAAAAAUAGGACACGGGUAGCAUCUCUAUUCAGUGGUCAGGCUGUGGCAGGCAGUGACUAUGAACCCGUGACAAGGCAGUGGGCUGUCAUGCUGGAAGAUGAUGAGUUUGCAAAUCUCACAGUUUCCAUUCUUCCUGAUGAUUUUCCUGAGAUGGAUGAGAGCUUUCAGAUUUCUUUGCUGAAAGUCCACCUUAUGAACAUCACAGCCAGUUUGCAAAAUCAGCCAACUAUUGGGCAGCUGAAUACGUCCACGGUUGUCAUAGCACUAAAUGGUGACGCAUUUGGCGUGUUUGUCAUCUACAGCAUUAGUCCCAAUACCUCAGAAGAUGGCUUCUUUGUGGAAGUCCAGGAGCAACCCCAGGCUGUGGUGGAGCUGGUGAUCCACAGGACAGGGGGUAGCUUGGGUCAGGUGACUGUCGAGUGGCGUGUUGUAGGAGGGACGGCUACUGAAGGUAUAGACUUCCUAGGUGAUGGAGACGUUCUGACCUUUGCAGAAGGAGAAACCAAGAAGACGGUCAUCGUGACCAUUCUGGAUGAUUCCGAGCCGGAGGAUGAUGAAAGCAUCCUAAUUAGCCUGGUAUACACUGAUGGUGGCAGUAGAAUUCUGCCCAGCUCGGACACUGUCAGAGUGCACAUUUUGGCCAAUGAUAAUGUGGCGGGAAUUGUUAGCUUUCAGACAGCUUCCAGAUCUGUAAUAGGUCAUGAAGGAGAAAUCCUACAGUUCCAUGUGAUAAGAACGCCCCCUGGUCGGGGAAAUGUUACUGUUAACUGGAAAAUUAUUGGACAAAAUUUAGAGUUGAAUUUUGCCGACUUCUCUGGACAACUCUUCUUUCCUGAGGGAUCCUUGAACAACACAAUAUCUGUGCAUUUGUUGGAUGACAAGAUUCCAGAGGAGAAAGAAGUCUACCAAGUCACUCUGUCAGAUGUUGAGACGCAAGGUGUGCUGCCAGCAGGAAUGGCUCUGCUUGAUGCUCAAGGAUACACGGCUGCCCUGACGGUGGAGGCCAGUGAUGAACCCCAUGGAGUCGUCAAUUUUGCUCUUGCGUCGCGAUUCCUUCUCCUACAGGAGGCUAAUGUAACCAUCCAGCUUUUCAUCAACAGAGAAUUCGGAUCUCUAGGCGUAAUCAAUAUCACGUAUGCCACAGUUCCUGGAUUGUUAAGUCUCAAGAAUCAAACGGGACACCUAGCAGAGCCAGAAGUUGAUUUUGUUCCUGUAGUUGCCUAUCUGAUUUUGGAAGAAGGGGAAACAGCAGCUGCCAUCAACAUUACCAUCCUUGAGGAUGAUAUGCCAGAGCUAGAAGAGUAUUUCCUGGUGAACUUAACUUCUGUUGAACUUAUCAUGGCUCCGUUAACUUCAUUUCCUCCCAGACUUGAUUCAGAAGGCUUGACUGCAGAAAUUGUUAUUGAUGCCAAUGAUGGUGCCCGAGGUGUUGUUGAGUGGCAACGUGACAGGUUUGAAGUAAAUGAAACCCAUGGAAGCCUCACGCUGGUAGCCCAGAGGAGCAGAGCGGCAGUGGGCCAUGUAGCCUUGUUUGUGUACGCCCAGAAUUUGGAAGCACAGCUGGGGUUGGAUUACAUCUUCACCCCAAUGGUUCUUCAUUUUGCUGAUGGAGAAAGGUACAAAAAUAUCGAUGUCAUGAUUCUUAAUGAUGACAUUCCAGAAGGAGAUGAAAAAUUUCAGCUGAUUUUAACUAAUCCUUCUCCUGGACUAGAGCUAGGGGAGCAUACCACAGCCUUAAUUACUGUCCUUGCCAAUGAUGAUGGACCAGGAGUACUAUCAUUCAACAACUCGGACCACUUCUUCCUAAGAGAGCCAACAGCAAUGCAUGUGCAGGAGAGUGUGGCGGUGCUGUAUGUCCUGCGGGAACCUGCCCAGGGACUGUUUGGCACGGUGACUGUUCAGUUCCUGGUGACAGGAGUGAAUACCUCAAUGGAGUCCACAGAUCUGACUCCUUCCAAAGGCUAUAUCGUUCUGGAAGAGGGUGUUCGAUUCAAGGCUCUUCAUAUAUCUGCCAUACUAGACUCAGAACCAGAAAUGGAUGAGCAUUUUGUAUGCACCUUGUUGAAUCCAACUGGUGGUGCCAGGCUAGGGGAACGUGUUCAGACCCGGAUAACUGUUUUGCAGAACCAGGCUCCUUUGGGACUCUUUGGCAUCUUGGCAAUUGAAAACAGAGCCACCUCUGUGGACGUAGAGGAAGCUAACAGAACUGUGUAUCUAAACGUGUCACGUACCAAUGGCAUUGAUUUGGCCGUGAGUGUGGAGUGGGAGACAGUAUCUGAAACAGCCUUUGGCAUGAGGGGAAUGCAUGCUGUGCUUUCUGUAUUUCAAAAUUUUCUAGAAGACUCGGCAUCUGGCUGGUGUUUCUUUAAUUUGCACGAGUCAGCAUAUGGCAUAAUGUUACAGAAACCAUCCGUUGCUCUUUACCGCUGGCAAGGGGUUUUUAUUCCAGUUGAGGAUUUAGAUAUAAAAAAUGCCAAAACAUGUGAGGCCUUCAGCAUUGGUGCUUCCCCAUAUGUUGUGAUUACUCAGGAAGAAAGAAACAAGGAAAAGCCUUCCAUUAACAAUGUGUAUACAUUCACACCUACAUUCAGAUUACUGCUGGUACAAUCAAUCAUUGUUGCAGAAAGUUCUGAAGUUAAAUAUUUUACUUCGCAAAAUCAACAUUAUUUAAUUGUUGCAAGUCAAAGAGAAGAUUCUGAAUUAACGCAGGUCUUCAGAUGGGACGGAGGAAGCUUUGUGUGGCAUGAGAAACUCCCUGUCCGAGGUGUGCUGACCAUGGCACUGUUCAGCAGGGCAGGCUCUGUGUUUUUAGCCAUCUCCCAGACACACCCCAGGCUGCCUUCCCUUUUGUUCAAAUGGUCUGGGAACAGCUUUCUGAGCUUGCAAGAGGUGCCGGUCCUUGGGGCAACACAGAUGGAGGCUUUGUCUUCAGGAAAUGAUGUCUACCUCAUUUUUGCCAAAAACGUGUUUCCAGGAGAGCAGAAUUCAGUGGAUAUUUUCAUCUGGGAGACAGGACACUCUGCUUUCAGAUAUUUUCAGUCCCUGGAUUUUGGUUUUGUUAACAAGAUCCAUUCCUUCACCCCAGCUUCAGGAAUAGUUCACGUACUUCUCCUGGGCCAGGAUGCUUCUGCUCUGUAUGGCUGGGAUUCAGAGCUGAACCAGUUCUCUUGGGCCCUGGAAGCCCCUGCAGCUCAAUAUGCAGCUUCUGUCACAGUGAAAUCCCUUAAUUCCAGCAAGAACUUAAUUGCUGUUGUGGGAGCUGCCGGCACACAUCUCUAUGAGCUGGCCUAUGUCUCCAGCCAUUCUGACUUCGUUCCUAGUUCAGGUGAACUUGUAUUUGAACCUGGUGACAGAGAAGCUAUGAUAGCAGUCAAUAUCCUUGAUGAUGUGGUUCCAGAGGAAGAAGAAUCCUUCAAAGUUCAACUUAAAAACCCCAGAGGAGGAGCAGAGAUUGGUGUCAAUGGUUAUGUGAAAAUAACUAUUCUUUCUAAUGAUGGUGCCUAUGGAGUUGUUGCAUUCGCUCAGAAUUCACUGUACAAACAAGUAGAAGAAAUGGAACAAGAUAACCUGGUAACCUUGAGUGUUGAGCGCUUAAAAGGCACAUACGGCCGUGUAACUGUGGCAUGGGAAGCCGAUGGAAGUGUUGGUGAUAUUUUUCCUACUUCAGGAGUGAUUUCCUUUGCUGAAGGGCAGGCGCUGUGUGCGAUUACCCUAACUGUUCUUGCUGAUAACAUCCCAGAGUUGUCAGAGACUGUGAGCAUAACUCUCACCCACAUCAGCACAGAAGGAAUUGAAGAGCCAUCAAGAGUCGCUACCAUUGAUCAGAAAAGGAGCAAGUCUGUGCUAACCAUUCUGCCCAGUGACUCACCCCACGGCUUGGUGGGCUGGCAUGCUGAGUCUCUCUUUGUGAGGGUAGUAGAACCCAGAGAGAACAUUAGCAUCCUUCAGUUACAUAUUGUUCGAGACAGAGGACUGUUCGGAGACAUUGCUGUUCACUUGGUAGCGAAGCCCAAUUCCUUGCUGCAUGUUAAUAAUCAAGCUACUGAGAAUGAAGAUUAUGUGCUGCGAGAGGCCGUGGUAAUCAUCGGAGAAAACGUAAAGGAAGCUCACGCUGAAGUUGCCAUUUUGCCGGAUGACAUUCCUGAGCUGGAGGAAGGAUUCACUGUCACCAUCAGGGAGGUGACCCUGGGUCACUCUGACUUCUCUGCAGGACAGCCCAGUGUGCAGGGGCCUGGGCUACAAGUUGCUGAGCUACUGAUUGAAGAAAAUGAUGACCCCAGGGGAAUUUUUAUGUUUGCUGAUGCUGGUGGAGUUAUUACUGCUUAUGAGGUGCCGCCUCCCUUGAAUAUUCUUCAAGUUCCUGUUGUCCGGCACGCUGGAAACUUUGGGGCAGUCAGUGUUUAUUGGAAAGCAACAGCAGAUGGUGUUGGCCUGGAAGAUUUUAAGCCAUCUCAUGGGAUUCUUGAAUUUGCAGAAGGACAGGUGAUUGCAAAAAUAGAACUUGCCAUCAUAGAUGAUGCUGAAUUUGAACUCACAGAAACGUUCAAUGUUUCGUUAGUCAGUGUAACUGGAGGCGGCCGGCUUGGUGAUGAUGUGGUAUUAACUGUUGUAAUUCCACAAAAUGAUUCUCCAUUUGGAAUAUUUGGCUUUGAAGAAGAGAGAGUAAUGGUGGAUGAGUCCCUGCUGUCUGCCUCUGACUCCCAUGUGACCCUGACAGUUGUCCGGUCUCCAGGAGGAACAGGAGCUGUCCGACUUCAGUGGGCCCUGGAGGAGAAAGCGAGAGGCAGCCUCAGCCCUUGGAAUGGGACUCUGCACUUUGAUGUGGCCGAGUCCCAGAAGACCAUUGUUUUGCAUUCCAUUCAAGACAAGGUGCUAGAAGAGGACAGGCGCUUCACCGUUCAGCUGACACCGCUCGACGAGGUGGAAAUCUCUCCAGUGAAAGGGAGUGCCUCAAUCAUCAUCCAAGGAGAAAAGGGGGCAGCAUCAGAAGUGGCGAUCGCUGCGUCAUCAAGGCACGUGCUCAUUGGGGAGCCCUGUGCCAGGUACAAUGGGACUGCCAUCAUCAGCCUGGUUCGUGGCCCAGGGAUCUGGGGAGAUGUCACUGUGUCUUGGAGGAUAUUACCACCAUCCUUGGGGGAAUUUACAGAAACAUCAGGAAAACUGGCCAUGCGGGAUGGACAGUCGGCAGCUGUUGUAGUACUGCAGGCUCUGAAUGAUGACAUUCCUGAAGAAAAGUGCUUCUAUGAGUUUCAGCUAGUGGACAUCAGUGAGGGAGGAGUACUGAGCGCCACCGGCCGCACGGCAAAUGUCACAAUGGUGGCCAGUGACACUCCGUAUGGCCUUUUCGCCUUUUCCCAUGAACAGCUUCGCGUGGCAGAGGAAGCCCAGACGGUUAACAUCACUGUCGUCCGAUCUGGUGGCAGUUUUGGCCUGGUAAGACUCUGGUAUGAGACCAGGAGUGGCACAGCGGAAGCAGGCUCGGACUUCGUACCUGUCGCUGGAGAGCUCCUAUUUGAAGCCAGUGAGCUGGUGCGGAGUCUGCAUGUUCAGAUUCUCAAUGAUGACCAUCCCGAGGGCCCCGAAGACUUCUCUCUGGCAAUUACAAACGUGGAGCUCCAAGGAAGGGGGUAUGAUUUCACCAUUCGGGAAAAUGGGCUCCAGAUAGAUCAACCUCCAGAAAUAGGAAACGUUUCCACUCUUCGAAUCACAAUUAUGAAAAACGAUCAUGCAGAGGGCAUCAUUGAAUUUGACCCAAAGUAUACUGCCUUUGAAGUGGAAGAAGAUGUUGGGAUGAUUGCCAUUCCAGUGGUGAGGCUGCGUGGCACAUUCGGCCAUGUGACAGCUGAUUUCGUUGCUCAGAGCUCGUCUGCUCUUCCUGGAGGCAUCGAUUACUUGCUGCACGGCAGCUCUGUGACUUUUCAGCAUGGGCAGAACUUAAGCUUCAUCAAUGUCUCCAUCGUUGAUGAUGAUGACAGUGAAUUUGAGGAGUCCGUUGAAAUUCUGCUCACGGGAGCUACAGGCGGAGCAGUGCUUGGGCACCACCUAGUGAGCAGGAUGACGAUUGCCAAGAGCGACUCUCCUUUUGGCGUUGUAAGAUUUCUCAAUGAAAGCGAUAUUUCUAUUCCUAACCCCAAUGCCACCACGAUUUUGUCCUUGGUGCUGGAACGGACUGGAGGACUCUUGGGAGAGAUUCAGGUGAAUUGGGAGGUGAUGGGCCCCAACUCCCAGGAAGCCUUAGCUGUCCACAAUGCAGACAUGGCGGCCCCGGUGAGUGGGGCUUUCUCUUUUGGAGACGGGGAAGGUGGGCUGCGAGUCAUUGCUUUGACAAUCUAUCCUCAUGAAGAAGUCGAAGUUGAGAAGACUUUUGUUGUGAAACUUGACCUUGUGAAAGGAGAAGCACAGUUAGACUCCAGAGCUAAACAAGUUACCUUCACAAUUCAGAAGUUUGGUCAUCCAAAUGGAGUUGUUCAGUUUGCUCCAGCAUCCUUGUCUAGGAAGACCUAUGUGGAGCCACCUGCUGUGGAAGGGCCCCUGAUCAUCACUUUCUUUGUUGAAAGAAUUAGGGGCACUGUUGGAGAUAUUACGGUUUACUGGGAGCUACAGAGUGAGUUUGAUGUUACUGGCGACUUCAUUGCCACACAUGGGUUUUUCACCAUGGCUGAUGGAGAGGGGGAAGCAAGCUUUGAUGUUCAUUUGCUGCCAGAUAAUACCCCUGAGAUUGAGGAAGACUGCGUGAUCCGACUCAUUUCCGUGGAGGGCGGAGCAGAGCUGGACCUGGACAAGUGCACCGCAUGGUUCUCGGUUUCUGCCAAUGAUGAUCCUCAUGGAGUGUUUGCCCUGUAUGCUGAUGACCAGUCUGUACUUAUCAGGCAAAAUCUUGCUAGAUCUGUGCGAGUUAACGUCACCCGGCUUGCUGGGACAUUUGGCGAUGUGGCUGUGGGGUUUCGAGUAUUUUCUGAUCAUGCCAAAGAACCCAUUGCCCCUGAAGGUAUAGAGAGGCAGCUUGUGGUCAAAGAUGGUGCUCGCUACAAAGUGGACGUUGUGCCCAUAAAGAAUCAGAUCUUCCUGCCACUGGGCUCGAAUUUCACCUUGCAGCUGGUGACUGUGAUGCUUGUUGGUGGACGUUUCUAUGGGAUGCCGGCGAUUCUCCAGGAAGCCCAAUCUGCUGUCCUUCCUGUCCCCGAGAAAGCUGCCAAUUCUCAGGUUGGGUUUGAGUCCUCGGCCUUCCGCCUGACAGACAUCGCUGCUGGCACGAGCCGAGUCGUGAUUUGCAGAAGAGGCACGUAUGGCCCCCUGUCUGUUGCCUGGACCACGGGGUUUGCUGCUGGAGUGGAAAUCCCAGAGCUUACUGUUGUUGGCAACAUGACCCCGGUGCUUGGCAGCGUGUCUUUUUCCCACGGGGAGCAGAGGAAGGGGGUGUCUCUGAGGACCUUUGCCAGCCCUGGACGACCAGAGGCCUUUGUGAUUCACCUGUCAGGAGUGCGCAGCAGUGCCCCGGGGGGAGCCCGACUACGGCCAGGUUUCACUAUGACAGAAGUUGAACCCAUGGGAAUCUUCCAGUUUGCUCCUCAUUCCCGAAACAUCAUUGUGUCAGAAGAAACACGGACAGUUAGAUUACAUGUAGAGAGACUGUUUGGGUUCCGUGGUGAUCUCAUUCAAGUUUCCUACCAGACAACUGCAGGAAGUGCCAAGGCUCUAGAAGACUUUCAGCCUAUUCCCAAAGGGGAACUGCUUUUUCAGCAGUUCCAGACAGAGGUGGAGUUUGAAGUCGUUAUUCUUAACGACCAGCUUCUUGAGACAGAAGAAGUUUUUUACAUUAAUCUUACUGCAGUAGAAGUCAGGGGAUUACAGAAGUUUGGUGCUGACUGGGACCCACGCCUGCAUCCAUACUUCCAUGUGGCAGUGAUCACAAUAUUGGAUGAUGAUGACCUGGCAGGAACAGCUGUUUCUUUCCCUACGACUACUGUGACCAUGAUAGUUGACACUGGUCUCACUUCAGUACAAGUGGAUUCUACUACACAUCCUCACACAAACAAGAUGGCCACCCUUCCACUAGUAACAGAGAUGCUCACUGUCACUGAGGCAACAGGUGCACCUGCCAUCCCAGAGCAGCUUAUCUCUCUUGAUGCUACACCUACUGCGUCAGAGAGGCCUGAUGUGGCCACCAUGACUGCUGAUGUUGCCAAUCAGGGAACCUUUAGCCUUGGACCACCCAUUGUUUACGUUGAGGAGGAGGUGAAGAAUGGCACAUGGAACACUGUGGAAGUUGUGAUCCGAAGGACCGGUGGGUUUGCUGGCAAUGUCAGUGUGACGGUUAGAACCCUUGGUGGGAGACGUGCUGAGAAGGAACCAAACUUGAUGCCUCCCCACAAUCUCUCUCUGAUAUCUCAUCUAAUGUGGGCAGUAGAAGAACAAGACUUUACAGAACAAACUCUUGUCCUGGCAUUCCUAGAGGGAGAAUGGGAGCAUCAAGUGUCCAUUCCAAUUGUGGAUGAUGAUGAGCCUGAAGGGCAGGAGUUCUUCUUUGUGCUUCUCACGGACCCUCAAGGAGGAGCACAGAUUGUAAAGGGGAAGGAUGAUGCUGGCUUUGCUGAAUUUGCUGUGAUCAUCAUCACAGGAAGUGAUCUUCACAACGGCAUCAUAGGACUCAGUGAGGAAUCUCAGAGUGGACUGGAACUGGCUGAAGGAAUUGAUGCGGGGAGACUGCGUCUCACCGUUUCCAGGCAGCCAGACAGGGCCUUUGAAGAUGUCAGGGUCUUGUGGCGAGUCUCGCUCAACAAAACAGCCGUUGUGCUGCAGAAAGAUGGGGUCAACCUGAUGGAUGAACUUGUGUCUGUAUCUGGGACCACGACCUGCACCGCGAGGCAAACACAAUGCUUUAUCACCAUCGAACGCAAGCCAGAGAAGGUAUCUCGAGCUGAAAUGCACUUUUUUGUGGAACUGUAUGAAGUGACUGCUGGGGCAGAAAUAAACAACAGUGCCAGAUUUGCCCAGAUCACAGUCUCCCCGAGGGCUGAGCCGGGUGCUGUGUACUUUGCUGUAGGCUCUCGUCUGGCAGUGGCUCACAGGAAGGCCACAUUGAUGAGCCUGCAGGUGGCCCGAGAUGGUGGGACGGGACUCAGGAUGUCCGUCAAUUUCAGCACUCGGGAGCUGAGGAGUGCUGAAACCAUCGGUCGGACCGUCCUGUCCCCUGCCGUGUCUGGGAAGGAUUUUGUGAAAACCGAGGGCACGUUAGUGUUCGAGCCUGGCCAGAGAAGCACCAUGUUGGAUGUCACCCUGACUCCAGAGAUGGGGUCUUUAAAUCCAUUCCCUAAGCGCUUUCAAAUUGUGCUUUCUGAGCCUCAAGGAGGUGCCAGGGUCCACGACGUGUAUGGGGUAGCCAAUGUCACGCUGGUGUCGGACGCAGAUUCACAGGCUGUGUGGGGGCUUGCAGAGCAGUUGCACCAGCCCCUGGACGCCGACAUCCUCAGCCGGGUGCUCCACACGCUCAGCCUGAGGGUGGCCACGGAGAACACGGAGGAACAGCUCAGUGCCGUGGUGCAUUUAAUAGGACAGAUAACUGUCGGAGGGAAAAAUCAAGCUUUCGGGCCCGAAAGCCGAGCUCUUCUUUAUGAGAUUCUUUGUUCUCUCCUCAACCCGGAGCGCAAGGAUACGCGGGGCUUCAUCCACUUUGCCCAAGUGACGGAGAACUUGGCCUUUUCUUUGCUGACUAAUGUCACCUGUGGCUCUCCUGCUGAGAAAAGCAAAACCCUCCUUGACAGUUGUCCAUAUUUUUCAAUCCUGGCUCUUCGCUGGUACCCACAACAAAUCAAUGGGCACAAGUUUGAAGGAAAGGAAGGAGAUUAUAUUCGACUUCCAGAGCGGCUAUUGGAUGUCCCAGAUGCAGGAAUAAUGGCUGGGCAAAAUAUGUGUAAAUUAGUCCAGUUUACGGAGUACAGCAGCCAGCAGUGGUUUCUAACCAAAAACAAACUUCCAGCUCUGAAAAAUAAGGUCUUGUCUGUGAGUGUGAAAGGUCACAGUUCACAGCUCCUGACGAACAACAACGAAGUUGUCUACAGGAUUUAUGCUACCGAACCCAGGAUUGUUCCACAGACGUCUCUCUGUCUUCUUUGGAAUCAGGCUGCUGCAAGCUGGUUGUCUGACGGUCAGUUAUGCAAAGUGGUUGAGGACACUGCCAACUACGUGGAGUGCGCCUGCUCGCACAUGUCUGUGUACGCUAUCUACGCCCAGACCGACAACUUAUCUUCGUACAACGAGGCCUUUUUCUCUUCUGGAUUUAUAUGUAUCUCAGGUCUCUGUUUGGCCGUCCUUUCCCAUAUCUUCUGUGCCAGAUACUCCAUGUUUGCAGCUAAACUUCUGACCCACAUGAUGGCAGCCAGCUUGGGAACACAGGUUGUGUUUUUGGUGUCCGCCUAUGCAAGCCCCCAGCUGUCUGAGGAAGGCUGCUCCGCCCUGGCCGCUGUCUGUCACUACCUGUACCUCUGCCAGUUCAGCUGGAUGCUCAUCCAGUCUGUGAACUUCUGGUAUGUGUUGGUGAUGAAUGACGAGCACACGGAAAGGCGAUACCUGCUGUUUUUCCUUCUGAGCUGGGGCCUCCCGUCUUUAGUGGUGGUCCUCCUCAUAGUCAUCCUGAGAGGCAUCUAUCAUCUGAGCAUGGCCCAGAUCUACGGACUCAUUCACGGAGACCUGUGCUUCAUCCCCAACAUCUAUGCCGCUCUGUUCACUGCAGCUCUCGUGCCUUUGAUGUGCCUGGUGGUGGUGUUUGUGGUGUUCAUUCAUGCCUACCAGGUGACGCCACAGUGGAAGGCAUAUGACGAUGUCUUCAGAGGAAGAACUAAUGCUUCAGAAAUUCCACUGAUUUUGUACCUGUUUGCCCUGAUUUCUAUGACGUGGCUUUGGGGAGGACUGCACAUGGCUUACAGACACUUCUGGAUGCUGGUUCUUUUUGUCAUUUUCAACAGUCUACAGGGACUCUACGUGUUUGUGGUUUAUUUCAUUAUGCACAACCAGAUGUGUUGUCCCAUGAAGGCCAGCUACACAGUAGAAGUGAACGGGCAUCCUGGACCCAGCACAGCCUUCUUCACUCCGGGGAGUGGAAUGCCACCAGCAGGAGGGGAGAUCAACAAAUCUACACAGAACCUCAUCGGCGCUCUGGAGGAGGUACCACCUGACUGGGAGAGAGCAUCCUUCCAACAAGCCAGCCGGGCCAGCCCCGAUCUAAAGCCGAGUCCCCCAAACGGUGCCACAUUUCCUGCAUCUGGAGGAUACAGCCAGGGAUCGCUGGUAGCCGAUGAGGAGUCUCAGGAGUUCGAUGACUUGAUAUUUGCAUUAAAAACUGGUGCUGGCCUCAGUGUCAGUGACAACGAAUCCGGCCAGGGCAGCCAGGAGGGAGGCACCCUGACCGACUCCCAGAUCGUGGAGCUCCGGAGGAUCCCCAUUGCCGACACCCACCUCUAGCCCCUCACCGGCCUCCUCAGUGAAGACGAUGCGUUUGUAUGGCUGUUGCCUUUUGAGCUAACACGUAUCAGGACACAGCAGUGAGUUAGGAAUCUAUGAACUCUACUGAUGAUUAACCCAGAAAUCUACUUGUGUCUUAACCUCCGUGCAACGUGAAAAUUCACUACUAGAGUACAAGAUUGGAUCCAUUUAUGUCGAUUAGUAGGAUGUACGUAUUACAGGAAUAUUAGCUGUUUUUUUAAAUCUUCCUACAUGGCUAAUACUGCUU